UCCCUAGGGUUUAUCACAGUCUCACACCCCACGCAGCGAGCUCCCCGCCGCCGCCGCCGCCGUCUUCGCCCGCUCGAGCGCGGACGAACCUUAGGCGCCGAGAAAGAUGGCGAGGGGUUUGAAGAAACAUCUCAAGAGGCUAAAUGCUCCUAAGCAUUGGAUGCUUGACAAGCUUGGUGGUGCAUUUGCACCCAAGCCUUCUUCUGGUCCCCACAAAGCCAGGGAGUGCUUGCCUUUGAUCCUGAUCCUCAGGAACAGGUUGAAGUAUGCUCUGACCUAUCGUGAAGUUAUUUCAAUCUUGAUGCAGCGUCAAGUUAUGGUUGACGGCAAGGUCAGGACUGACAAGACAUAUCCAUCUGGAUUCAUGGAUGUUGUGUCGAUUCCAAAGACUGGAGAGAAUUUCCGCCUUCUCUAUGACACCAAGGGACGCUUCCGUCUCCACAGUAUCAGGGAUGAUGAGGCUAAGUUCAAGCUUUGCAAGGUGCGGUCUGUGCAGUUUGGGCAGAAGGGCAUCCCUUUCCUGAACACCUAUGAUGGGCGCACAAUCCGCUACCCAGACCCUCUCAUCAAGGCCAAUGACACCAUCAAGAUUGACCUGGAGACCAACAAGAUUGUAGACUUCAUCAAGUUUGAUGUUGGGAACGUCGUGAUGGUGACUGGUGGAAGGAACACUGGGCGUGUUGGGGUGAUCAAGAGCAGGGAGAAGCACAAGGGCAGCUUCGAGACCAUCCAUGUUGAGGAUUCACUCGGCCACCAGUUUGCCACCCGCAUGGGCAACGUGUUCACCAUUGGCAAGGACAAGAAGCCGUGGGUGUCUCUUCCUAAGGGCAAGGGCAUCAAGCUCAGCAUCAUUGAGGAGGCGCGGAAGCGCAAUGCUGAGGCUGCUGCCGAGGCUUGAUUUCUUACAUGUUAGGCUACUGAAAAACCAUUGCUGUAAGCAUUUCUAUCAGAAGAUGUAGACGUGCCUGCCGGACACAAGUGUUAUCAUGGGGCUGUUCUUGAACAGUGAAGUCUUGUGCUAUUUUGAACACUGAAGUAGUUGAUCCAUAUUCUUUUUUGAUACUUUGUUUUAUCAUGUGAUUUCGUUUCUUGAGCAAAUGAGAGGCUACAAUGUGUUUUGUUU
Molecule: messenger RNA, 1123 nt
Organism: Panicum hallii
Lineage: Eukaryota; Viridiplantae; Streptophyta; Magnoliopsida; Poales; Poaceae
Product: 40S ribosomal protein S4-like
Exons: 5
Coding region: 107-898 (263 amino acids)
Biological process (GO): translation
Cellular component (GO): ribosome; cytosolic small ribosomal subunit
Molecular function (GO): RNA binding; structural constituent of ribosome
Source: RefSeq, a predicted model, not a curated record